Molecule: messenger RNA, 2379 nt
Organism: Fusarium fujikuroi IMI 58289
Lineage: Eukaryota; Fungi; Ascomycota; Sordariomycetes; Hypocreales; Nectriaceae
Product: related to SWI5-transcription factor
Exons: 2
Coding region: 1-2379 (792 amino acids)
Biological process (GO): regulation of transcription by RNA polymerase II
Cellular component (GO): chromatin
Molecular function (GO): DNA-binding transcription factor activity, RNA polymerase II-specific; RNA polymerase II cis-regulatory region sequence-specific DNA binding
Source: RefSeq, a predicted model, not a curated record
AUGCUGUCCAAUCCAACAGGACUUCACGCCCGGCAAAAGCAGCACCGACGUCAAAAUUCGACACCGUCUGCUUUUGAGGGCGCCAAGAUCCCUAAUCUGCCAACUACACAACGACAAACCGCACACCGGCGCGGCCUCAGCCUAGAUGUUCGACGACAACAGAACCAGAACAUCAACUCAGCAGCAACAAGGCAGAACUACAUGCAAGUUCUGCGAGAAGCGCAGCAGCAACGCAUUCAAGCACGCCCGGGCACACAGAACCCUUACGCCAACCUGGCGCCAAGUGGAAGUGAGAACUAUCUCAUGUCCCCUCAUGGAACUCCUCAGACACAACGAUUCGACCCGUCCUGCUUUGACCCCAACUCACUUCCCUUUGACCCUUACACUACUGAUCUUAACGUGAUGAUGGGCAAGGGCCAACAGGCUGCAUACGGUGACAAUAUGUCGGGAGGUAAGGAAUUUGAUAUCUUUAACAAUGACAGUGCACUUUCAACUCCAACGUUCAUCAACUUUCCUUCUGAGGGUUCCUCCGCUCAGGGCUGGUCCUCUGAAGGUGACACCUCCAGUACAAGGAGAACCUCCAGAAGGAUAAGUGGUGGCAUCCUGGACCGCGUUAACAAGUUUGAGACCUUGGACUCAACGACAAGACCCGCUACGCCUCCUAACCAAAACCAAAGUCAGAGCCAGAGCCAGAGCCAGAACACACAAAGUCAGUCGCUCAGCUGGACAAUGACAAUGCCUGAGACGGCUAACCUUGCGCAAGGUUACUUUCCCCCUACGCCAAUUGAGACUCCCCACGACCGGUUGGCCAAGGAUGAGAGCAUGCCAAGUCGGUUCGCUGAUGGCUAUGAUGAGUCUAUGGAAGAGACGAUCAAGCCCGUGAGGAGCCGUGGAGGAAACCGAAGGGCUCAAACCAUCUUCCAAGACAUCAGACAACAUUCUGAGCAAGUCAUGUCUAGCCCAGCUCGGUCAAAUACUCUUCCUGAGUCAUCCUUCAAUGGACUGCCAAUGUCGACACCUGACUACAUGAGCAUGAACAGCUUCAACAACGAGUUCAUGAAGAUCGAGAGCGACUUUGGUCGGGAUGACAUCCAGGGUCUCAGCCAUCAGCUACCACAACAAGUCACUCCCAGCACUCCUCAAAUGACACAGUACAUGGGAUCUUUUGACAACAAGCCUGAACUCCAAACCUAUCCCAUGGGUGCUCAAUCUGUCUCUGGGACCCCCUCUCAGACACCAUCUCGUCGCCACUCUCCCCAUCGCCGCACGGAGUCAGUUGCCAGCAUCGCAAGUGCUGCCAGCAUCGCCAGCAUCAACAUUGAGGAGACCAAGACAGAAACCGGAGUCACUCAGGAUGAGAUCGCCCAGUUCAUUAGUGGCCCAGACGCCAGUGACGGCAAGUGGACAUGUACCUAUGAAGAUUGCGGCAAGAAAUUCGGCCGCAAGGAGAACAUCAAGUCGCAUGUUCAGACCCAUCUCAAUGACCGACAAUACCAGUGUCCCACUUGCAAGAAGUGCUUUGUUCGACAGCACGAUCUCAAGCGACACGCCAAGAUCCAUACUGGAAUCAAGCCCUACCCUUGCGAAUGUGGCAACAGCUUUGCUCGCCACGAUGCUCUUACUCGACACCGCCAACGAGGCAUGUGCAUUGGUGCUUUCGAUAACGUCGUGCGCAAGGUUGUCAAGCGAGGCCGGCCGCCUAAGAAGAGCCGCCCUGAUAUCGAGACUCGCAUGGAGAAGUCGGCGCGAACCCGCAAGAAGAACAUGUCUGUCAGCUCAAUGUCAUCAUUCUCUGCUUGUUCUGACAGCUCAGCUGUCAACUCACCAGAACAGUUUAUGCUUGGUGACAUGAUGGACAUUGGAAUGAGUUCACAGAACCAGGCUCUCGCUGCCGUCUCUUCAGCACCAAUGACUGGCAUCACAGCCGCCGCUCUUCAGGAGUAUGCCUCCUCUCCCUCCGCUGGCAGCGCACACUCAUAUGUGUCCCCAGAGGCCAUCAUGGAGGGCACUCCCAUGCACGCCGCAUCUCCUUCCAAGAGCAUCGCAAGCCAGUACAACACACCACCUGAGCUCUCGCAAUCAUCUUCCCCCCCAGCCACCCACUUCUUCGACGUCGACCCCAACACUUCAAUCAACAAUGACGAUCUGACCAUCAUUCCCGGGACAACAACUUUCGUCACCUCGGCAACCAUGGCUGCCUCUCUUCCCCUUGGCCUAAGCAAUGCAGACGAUGAAAUGCUGUAUCAAUUUGCCAAUGACGACGAUCUUAUCCAACUGGAUCGCGACUCCAACAUGCUCAUGAGCAAAUUUGACGAAGAUUUCGACAACGUCGGCAUGUUCACCAACAACAAUGACGACGUCUUCUUUGGCAGCAACUAG